Messenger RNA from Eutrema salsugineum, 1502 nucleotides. Its product is annotated as pentatricopeptide repeat-containing protein At2g18520, mitochondrial. NCBI's taxonomy places the organism in Eukaryota, Viridiplantae, Streptophyta, Magnoliopsida, Brassicales, Brassicaceae. The record is from RefSeq and is a predicted model, not a curated record. Gene Ontology annotation, cellular component: chloroplast. The transcript has a single exon. Gene Ontology annotation, molecular function: protein binding. Bases 31 to 1284 code for a protein of 417 amino acids.
UAACACUAUACUCCGGUGGCGACGCUUGCGAUGACGUCAUCUCGUCUCUAUCUCCGCUUCCUUCGCCGGUUUUCCACCGCCGCUGCUGCAGAUACUCCAACCACCGCGUCUUCUCCCGGCGCAGCAAUCACCGUCUCCAAAGCAAAGUCCAAACUCCGUAAAGUACACGACCCCGACAAAGCCCUGGCGAUUUACAACUCCGUCUCCAACAACUCCUCGUCUCCCAUCUCCUCUCGCUACGCCAUGGAGCUCACCGUCCGUCGCCUAGCGAAAUCUCAACGCUUCUCCGACAUCGAAGCCUUAAUCGAGUCCCACAAAAACGACCCAAAGAUCAAAACGGAACCUUUCCUCUCAACACUUAUCAGAUCUUAUGGCCGAGCCUCCAUGUUUGAUCAUGCUCUGAAGACUUUCGAGGAAAUGGAACAGCUCGGGACUCCUAGAUCCGUCGUCUCCAUCAACGCCUUACUCGCUGCUUGUCUUCACUCCAAUCUGUUCGAAAGAGUUCCCCAACUGUUCGACGAAAUUCCUCAGAGGUAUCGUAAUAUUACUCCUGACAAAGUCUCUUACGGUAUGUUGAUUAAGUCGUAUUGUGAGACUGGCUCGCCAGAAAAAGCUAUGGAGACUAUGAGAGAUAUGGAGGCUAAAGGUGUUGAAGUUACCAUCAUUGCUUACACCACCGUUUUAGGAUCACUGUAUAAGAAUGGCCAAAACGAUGUAGCGGAAAGCUUGUGGAACGAGAUGGUGAAGAAAGGCUGCGAAUUGGAUAACACGGUUUAUAAUGUUAGACUCAUGAAUGCUGCCAAGGAAAGCCCCGAGAGAGUAAAAGAAUUGAUGGAAGAGAUGAGCAGUGUGGGAUUGAAACCUGAUACAGUUAGCUAUAACUAUCUUAUGACUGCUUACUGUGUCAAAGGGAUGAUGCGCGAGGCCAAGAAGGUGUAUGAAGGGCUUGAACAGGAACAUGAUUGUUGUGCGAACGCAGCGACGUUUAGGACGCUGAUAUUUCAUCUGUGUAUAAACGGGUUGUACGAUCAGGGUUUAGUGGUGUUCAAGAAGAGUGCGUUGAUGCACAAAAUUCCUGAUUUCAAAACUUGCAAGCAUUUGACUGAAGGAUUGGUGAAGAAUAAUAGGAUGGAAGACGCAAGAGGAGUGGCCAGGACCGUGAAGAAGAAGUUCCCUCCGCGUUUAGUAACCGAGUGGAAGAAACUAGAGGAGAAUCUUGGAUUGUAUUCAAAAGCCAAUGCAAGACAAGUGUUAGAUCAAGAAAGUGAGGGUGGUGCUGCAUAAUGCUCAAGAAUUUUGCUUAAGAAGGUCUGGUUUUUGUUUUCGCAUCCUUGUUUGAGCUAAUAUUAGUAGGACUUGUUAAAACUGUGAUCCAGGAUGCAAAUCAUUUCGCUUAAAUCAGCUAUUGGUUAGAAUUUCCAUGAAGAUGAGAACAAUUCAUAGCUUGGUGGAAUUGUAAUAGAAAUAGCAAGAUUUUGUCUCUGCUUAUACACAAUUAUUUC